Molecule: messenger RNA, 1729 nt
Organism: Drosophila suzukii
Lineage: Eukaryota; Metazoa; Arthropoda; Insecta; Diptera; Drosophilidae
Gene: TbCMF46
Product: TbCMF46
Cellular component (GO): cilium
Molecular function (GO): protein binding
Source: RefSeq, a predicted model, not a curated record
AUGGAUGAGCCGGUCAGCAGUCAGCCAGGUGAGAAUGCCGGAGAGGAGGGGGCGGAGGAGGAUGAGGAGCCCUUGAUGGGCUUUCUCGAGGAGAUCAACUGUCCGGAACCGGGCAUCAUAGAUCGAAGCAUGAUCGAAACCGCCUAUCUGGAGGAGGGCCAAAAAGGCGAGGCCAGACGACUCCACCAACUGGAACCAGUGGUCUAUGAUCGGAUUACCACCAUGCGAUUGGAAUUCAAGAACAUCCUAAGGAUUGACCACCUCUGGAUGAUGCCCAAUCUUACUAAGCUGUGCCUAAACUGCAACAAGAUUGAAGUCAUCGAGCACCUCGAAAUGCUAACUGCUCUUAAAGAUCUCAAUCUCAGCUUUAACUAUAUUACAAGGAUUGAGAACCUGGAAACUCUGGUCAAUCUGGAGAAGCUGUCCCUGUUUAGCAAUCGAAUCCAAAAAAUCGAGAACAUACAGACUUUGGAAAACCUGGUUAUCCUCAGCAUUGGAAAUAAUCUCAUCGACACGGUGGAAGGGAUUGAACGUUUACGUUUUGUGAGCACCUUGAAAGUCCUAAAUCUGGAGGGUAAUCCCAUAGCCAAACUGCCGGAUUUUCCGUUGUCCCUCUAUGUGACAGCCAUCCUACCCCAGUUGAACUACUACGAAUACGUUUUCAUCAAGUCGGAAACUCGGGAAGAAGCCCAAAAACGUUUCUAUCGCGAAUUGCGGGAAAUCGAGGACAAACAGGAGCGCGAGAUCCAGGGUCUGGAAACGGAGGCUCGUGAAAUGGCCGAGGCGGACCGGCUGGCCUCCAGCUUCGUGGAGCAUCUGGAUGGUCAGCAACUGUACGAUUCCCUGUGGCGAGACGAUGAGGAUGGGCGCAUCCUGAUGUUGGUGGGGCCACCGGCUCAGGAGCUCUGCGAGGAGUACUCCAAGGAUGUGUACGAUCUCACCCAGCAAAUCUAUCGCUUGGGAUUGGAGCGGUUUGGUGAGCGUGACGAGGAGAUUCGCGACUUCAAUACCAACCUGCAUGAGGGUCAGGAGGAGCUGCAGUCCCAGGGGCAAAGGCAGAUCGAGGAGUUCCUCCAGUACAAGGAGCGAACUUUCGACGAGAUGCGUCUGAAGUGGAGGGAGCUGGAUCAAAGGGACGAAGGCUUGGAGGAGCUGCAAACCCAGUUGGAUAAUCUCAAUGCCCAGUUUCAAGAUGCCCUGCACGAGAUGUGGCAAAGUCUGAUGGCCCAGGAGCUCCAUCUGCAUGAGGCUGUUGAGGACUCCACCCUAAACUUCGAUCGCAAGAUCUCCGAACUGAUGGCCAGCUUUGUGGAGCAGGCCCAGGUGAUCUUUCAGCAGCUAAGGGAUCUCUGCACUCAUUUUGCCGACAACAUGACGGAGAUUGUCACCCAGUUCAUCUCCAUCAAGCUCUCUCGCCAUGAACUGAAUGCCAUUCCUAAGGAGCUGAGGAAGUGCGUGGAUGAUCGCGAGGCAGUUCUUCAGCUGGUGGAGGGCAUGAGGACAACCCAUAGCGCUCGGGUAGAUGAGCGAGAGGAUCGCAUGGCUCAGCGGAGCAGGGACUUCAUAGAUGACAUGAUCACGAAGCUUAACAACAAAGAAGUAGACCGCCAUCGUGCCAAGAUCCUAGAGAUCAACUCGUUUAUGGAAAUGAUGACAGAGGCCUUGGCCAGCCUGCCAGAGGAACUGCACAAGGAAGCCUCUUCGGAUUAACAAUUUUAAUACACAUAAA